AUGACAACAUACACCGCGCGCGACUUCUACGGCGGCGCCAUCAAAGGCCUAACGCCCCAAAAUUGGGUCGACGCAAGUGACGUCCGCGAAAUUCCCUCCCACCAAGAAGUCUACCUGUCGCCCACGACGCUCACAUCCCAAAUCACCGAGAUAAACCAACGCGUCACCGACGCCGAGACCCUCGCCGUGGAUACACUCAUCCCGGGUCUGCAGCACCAGCAGCUCGACGCAGACGCCAAAGCAGCGCUGUACCACGUGCACGACCUCUGCGACGAGGACGACAAGCUGGAGAUCGUGGCGGCGCCGAGUCGGGUCGUCUUGGGGAAGUUCCCGGCCGGGACGGUGGCGUAUCGCGGUGUGGUGAGAGUUACUUCGCCGAAGGGGAGACGGGGUACUACUGGCUCUGGCUCUGGGGUUGGAAUUGGGGGCGCGGUUGCGGGGUCGAGUUCGGAGGGAGGGCUGACUAGUACUGUGACGCUGUGGUAUCUGCUGGUCAGGCUCGUGGAGCAGGAGACGGAUUUGGUGGUCUUUGUGAAUGUGCCCAGGGAGGAGUUUGACAAGGCGGGCGAUUUGAGGGCGUUGGAGGCGGAGGAAAGACUGGCUGAUGGGUUGAUUACCGCCUUAGUGAUAGUCAAUCCGAAAUAA
Molecule: messenger RNA, 645 nt
Organism: Aspergillus nomiae NRRL 13137
Lineage: Eukaryota; Fungi; Ascomycota; Eurotiomycetes; Eurotiales; Aspergillaceae
Gene: mog1
Product: Ran GTPase-binding protein MOG1
Exons: 3
Coding region: 1-645 (214 amino acids)
Biological process (GO): protein import into nucleus
Cellular component (GO): nucleus
Molecular function (GO): small GTPase binding; guanyl-nucleotide exchange factor activity
Source: RefSeq, a predicted model, not a curated record